Molecule: messenger RNA, 1002 nt
Organism: Didymodactylos carnosus
Lineage: Eukaryota; Metazoa; Rotifera; Eurotatoria; Philodinida; Philodinidae
Source: the annotation of a GenBank genome assembly
AUGAAUCCCCUGGCAAAUGUCGAUAUGAUAUCAGCAUCAAAAAUCAACAUUCACGAUGAUCGUACUAAUGAAGGUCAACGUCAAAAUCUUAGUGAUGAUUGUGCAUUUACUGACUUGAAAGAACUGGUUGAACCGUUAAUGGCUAUACAAGAUGAAAAAAUUAGCGACCUUGAAGAUAAAAUUACUCAAUUAGAAGCAAGUCUAACUGAUCAAAAUUUAUUCGUCUCUACACUUGAAAACAGUGUAAAGAUAUUGAAAGAUAAAUCUAAUCAUCUGGAACAGUAUGGGCGGCUUGAUAAUUUACGAAUCCUUAAUGUUCCCAAAAUACAAGAUGAAAAUGUGCACAAUAUUGUCAUGAAUUUAGCUACACAAAUGAAAGUCGAAUUACAUUCACAUUCAAUAUCCGUCUGUCAUCGAACUGGACAAGCUAAAAACGUGUGUCACCUUUUCGCAGAUGAUCUUGCGAUCAUGUUAGCAGGUUCAUUAGAGAAGAAAUUUUCACUGGAUAUCAUUGAGUUAGAAGAAAGAGCCAAAAUUGCGAUGGAAACACUGGCAAAAUAUGCAGAAGAACAUAUGCUCCCAGUUAAUGUUGAAAAAACAAAGCUCAUAUUUCAAGAUAUUCCAAUACAAUUUAUUAAUAUUCGUCAUAUUUUAUUCUAUGCAUAUGUACUACUACAUUUUGUUUGGCUAUUCUCAAUAUGGUUCUUUUUCACCGAUAAAGUUGAUCGUUCAAAUGUUAUGCCCACAGUUUUACCAUAUAAAGUUGUUUCUAUUCAAUCCACAACAAACGGUACUACAGAUGGAAUUAUGUAUAAACUAUGUACGACAGCUGGUGUUAUUUCAACAAGGUACAGUAGCGACGAUUUAUUAAAUCUGACAGCAUGUAAUUUUUCUGAUUUACGUUUAAUUAAUCCAAGCAAUUUACCACAAUUAACUUUCAUACAAGCAUGUAAAGAGUAUGUAAGAGUAUUAAAAUUGCCCUAUGGGAAGUCAAAAUUUUGA